Molecule: messenger RNA, 459 nt
Organism: Notothenia coriiceps (black rockcod)
Lineage: Eukaryota; Metazoa; Chordata; Actinopteri; Perciformes; Nototheniidae
Product: calponin-1-like
Exons: 3
Coding region: 1-459 (152 amino acids)
Biological process (GO): actin filament organization; actomyosin structure organization
Cellular component (GO): focal adhesion; actin cytoskeleton
Molecular function (GO): actin filament binding
Source: RefSeq, a predicted model, not a curated record
AUGAACGUCUUUCUGAUUUUGUGUCUCUUUCUCUGUAGACUCAUCAAUGUCCUCCAGCCUGGCUCUGUGAGAAAGAUCAGCCAAUCCACUCAGAACUGGCACCAGCUGGAAAACAUCGGGAACUUUGUGCGUGCGAUCACAGAAUACGGCUUGAGGCCGGACGACAUCUUUGAAGCCAACGAUCUGUUCGAGAACACCAACUACACUCAGGUCCAGAGCACCCUGCUGGCUCUGACAGGCAUGGCCAAGUCCAAAGGCUUCCACUCUAAAUAUGAUUUAGGAGUGAAGUACGCGGAGAAGCACCAGCGCCGCUUCGCUCCGGAGAAACUGAAGGAGGGACGCAACGUCAUCGGCCUGCAGGUCAGAGACAAGAGAGAACAUUCAGUCAUGUACCAUGCUGCAGUGUUAGCCUUUUGGGAGGACAAAGUGUUAGAAAGGUCUCCCUGGUCCCCGGCUUGA